AUGUCAACGAACAAGCUUGAAGGCUUCAAACCCUACCAUGCCAACGUGCCCCAGCUCAUCGAAGCAGCGGAGCGAAGUGUACAAUUGAGCGGCAGUCUUGCGGUCGACUUCCCUAGAAUUGGUAUCCGUGAAUUAUUCUCCUCCUCCACGAUCACCGACCCUGCAGAGAAGGGUGAGCUCGUCGUCGGUGCUAUCUAA
Messenger RNA from Penicillium antarcticum, 198 nucleotides. Its product is annotated as dihydroxy-acid dehydratase. The record is from RefSeq and is a predicted model, not a curated record. Lineage: Eukaryota; Fungi; Ascomycota; Eurotiomycetes; Eurotiales; Aspergillaceae. The transcript has 3 exons. The coding region runs from base 1 to 198 and encodes 65 amino acids.